Molecule: messenger RNA, 1095 nt
Organism: Halteromyces radiatus
Lineage: Eukaryota; Fungi; Mucoromycota; Mucoromycetes; Mucorales; Cunninghamellaceae
Product: quinon protein alcohol dehydrogenase-like superfamily
Exons: 8
Coding region: 44-1075 (343 amino acids)
Biological process (GO): TOR signaling; regulation of actin cytoskeleton organization
Cellular component (GO): TORC2 complex; TORC1 complex
Molecular function (GO): protein binding
Source: RefSeq, a predicted model, not a curated record
CUGAAUUUAGUGUUCUUUCUUUUUUUUUGUAUUAUUCCACCUCAUGUCUGAUAUAUCACCUUCACAAGAACAACAACAACAACAACAAAACUAUGCUCAAAUGCAACAAUACCAACAGUCUCUUCAAAACGAUAGCCACUCUGUCAUUUUGGUUACAGCUGGUUAUGAUAAUACCAUUCGAUUCUGGGAAGCUCUAAGUGGUAUUUGUUCUCGUACUAUACAACAUGCUGACUCGCAAGUGAAUCGUUUAUGUAUAUCUCCUGAUAAGACAACUUUGGCAGCAGCAGGUAAUCACAAUGUACGACUUUAUGAUAUCACUAGUUCCAAUGGCAAUCCGUUGGUUGUUUUUGGAGAACAUACAGGGAAUAUUACGGCAGCAGGAUUUCAUGGUGAAGGACGAUGGAUGUUUACAGCAAGUGAAGAUGGUCAUUUGAAAAUUUGGGAUACCCGAUCUGGUCGCAAUCCAGUCUUGACACGCAACUUUGAUAACAAUGCACCGAUCAAUGAUGCCGUGAUGCAUGCAAAUCAAGGUGAAUUAAUUACCUGUGAUCAAAAUGGAGUGGUCAAAAUUUGGGAUUUGACAGCUCAUGCUUGUACUCAUCAAUUGGUACCGGAUGAAGGUGUUCCUUUACGAUCUGUUAGUAUUGCUUCAGAUGGAUCUAUGCUUGUGGCUGUGAACAACAAGGGAUUUUGUUAUGUAUGGAAAAUGUCAAGUAGUACGUCUGAACUAUCUAAUGUAGAACCACUUUUUAAAUGGCAAGCUCAUAAUGAUUAUAUAUUACGAUGUGUCCUAAGUCCUGAUACAAAACUUUUGGCCACAUGUUCGGCUGACAAAACUGUCAAGAUAUGGAAUGCUGAAAAGAAGUUCAAUUUGGAAAUGACAUUGACUGGACACCAACGAUGGGUUUGGGAUUGUGCUUUUUCGGCGGAUUCUGCUUAUUUGGUCACAGCUUCAUCUGACCAUGUAGCAAGAUUAUGGGAACUCUCUCAAGGUGAAACGAUUAGACAGUACAAUGGACAUAACAAGGCAGCUGUUUGUGUAGCUUUGAAUGAUUUAUCCAUUGGCUACAAUUAAUAAAUCUUUUUUUUUUAUUU